UUUCAAUUUUAGUCACUGGAGUGGACCAUCAGGGAGCAGCUUUUUAACUCAACACCAAAAUGAUGAAAGUGACAUUUAGAAGAAGUUCAACACCUAGACAGUGGAUCAGAAGACAAAAACUGCCAAGGAGGAAUUGGAGGUUUGGAGGUUUGGUGUCCACACGUAGGAUACCUGUGACAAAAAGGAACUGCGCUGAAUGCAUGAUCUGGGAGUUACCAGUCUCCAAAAACUCUUCCAACCAUAGAGCCUCACCUGAACCAUGAAGCUUAAUGGGACUAUCCUUAAAGUGGAGUACACUCAUGGCAACGCAGACUCUGAACAUUUAAACAACAUGAUGGUGAUACCACUGCAAACAAAUGCAACAGACUUGCCAGUGAUGGCACCCACCUCCUCACUUUCACAUCCUAAAGGAGGUAGAACUCAGUGUUCCAUAUGCGCAGACAGAGCCACAGGUAAACAUUAUGGUGCAUCCAGCUGUGAUGGAUGCAAGGGCUUCUUCAGGAGGAGCAUUCGCAGCAACCACACUUACAACUGUAGAUUCAACAGGCAAUGUAUUGUGGACAAAGACAAAAGGAACCAGUGUCGUUACUGCAGACUACAAAAAUGCUUCAAAGCUGGAAUGAGGAAGGAAGCUGUGCAGAAUGAGAGAGACUGCAUCCACAGUCACAGAGCCAAAGGACAGACAGUGGGCACUCUGUCCAUUAGUGUGCUGCUGCGGGCAGAGGCCAGCGUGCAACAGUUCCCAGCGCUGGUCUCACCUAGGAGUCAUGACAUCAACACCAAGAAGACAGCCUGUGUGGGAGUUGUGUUUGAGUCCAUGAAGCAGCAACUCCUCCUGCUGGUGGAAUGGGCAAAACACAUCCCUGAGUUUUGUAGCCUCCCGAUAGAUGACAGGGUAACCCUGUUACAAACCCACUCUGCAGAGCAUCUUAUCCUGGGGGCAGCAAGACGCUCUUUACCGUACUAUAAUCUCAUCCUUCUAGGUAAUGACUUUGUGAUCCCCCUGAGAGAUGCAGGAGAGGAAGUAGCAGUGUCCAGACUGGCAUUCAGAAUCCAAGAGGAGCUGGUCAAACCUCUCAGAGAGCUGGAAAUCACAGACAAAGAGUUUGCUUGCCUCAGAACCAUUGUCUUCUUUGCACCAGAGUGCCCAGGUUUGAAGAUUCCACAGGUGGUUCGACAUCUGCGUUUCCAGGCCCAGCUGCUGCUAAAAGAAGCAACCUGUGAGCAGCGAGGAAGGUUUGGGGAGCUCCUGUUGAUCCUGCCUCCCCUGCAAAGUGUAGCUUGGCAGAUGGUGGAGACUCUCCACUUAGCACAGCUGCUGGGCGAAGCCAGAAUGGACAGUCUGCUGCAGGAGAUGCUGCUGGGGGAGGGAGCAAAAGCAGGGCAGGCGACAUGCGAUGGCCUGAUUCAAGACCAGCAAACUGAGAAAAGACCUUCACCUACAAAUCUCACAUCUGUCAUCUCUCACGUUUCAUCAUCUCUUUCAAGCGGCUUGCCUGCUGCCCCCACAGAUUGGCACUGAGGUGUACAGACAUGGUGAUGCGACCAAUGUGCCCACUGCAUGCCAGAGGCACCUGUCCACACUAAGGAACACAUCAGGAAGCAACAACAAGGAGUGGAGGGGUGUUAUGAGCAUCAGACAGAAGACAAAUAUACACACAGCCACAUACAUAUAUAUAAGAAAAACACAAGAGUAAUGUUAAAAUAAUUUUUUAUUUAAUAAUGCAUCUUCAUGAUUUAGGUAUCUGUAUCCAAUACCAGUUAAUUGUCUGAGAUGGGACAUAAAUAAAUAAAAUUUGAAAUGUAUUUCAUACAGGACCACAUGAAACACUGAAUUAAUGACAUUCAGCAUGUCACAAAGGCACAAUGUCACACCUGCAAAGUGUGUAAAAUAAAACUACUGACAUAUGCAAAUAUGUUAACGUUGUACUGAACUCUACCUAACUCGAGGUGUUUGACUCAUGCAUGUAUCUGAAGUAAAGAUGCUGAAAUGGUCAGCAGAGGGCGCACAAAGCCUCUUCAGAAACACAUUUGUUGACCCCUGUAGUCAAACUUUUCUUUGUAAACCACCACUCAUGUUUUUGUGGUUAAAGAUUUGUCAAGUAAUUCUGACAA
Larimichthys crocea (large yellow croaker) is the source of this 2115-nucleotide messenger RNA. It is a transcript of the gene hnf4b, whose product is annotated as hepatic nuclear factor 4, beta. The coding region runs from base 260 to 1522 and encodes 420 amino acids. The record is from RefSeq and is a predicted model, not a curated record. Lineage: Eukaryota; Metazoa; Chordata; Actinopteri; Sciaenidae. Gene Ontology annotation, biological process: regulation of DNA-templated transcription. The transcript is spliced from 10 exons. Gene Ontology annotation, molecular function: DNA-binding transcription factor activity; zinc ion binding; RNA polymerase II cis-regulatory region sequence-specific DNA binding.